AUGAUGAAGUGUUUUACAAUAUUCAAAGACAAGUCGAAAUCCCGGGAACCGAGAUCGGCGCCGGAAUUGAGUAAUCAACGAAAAUCAGAUAAUAUGGAUUCAAGGCGGGCAUGUAAAUCCACUGGUUCAGCUUCAUCCCCUCGGAGUAUAACAGAAAUGUAUAAAGAAAAAGAGCAGAAUUUGAGGGUUUUUUCUGUGUCAGAAUUGAGAGAAGCAACUAAAAAUUUCAACAGGCUGCUGAAGAUUGGGGAAGGUGGUUUUGGUAGUGUUUAUAAAGGCACAAUUGUGCCUCCAAAUGGGCAGGGAGAUUCCAUCGUGGUUGCCAUUAAAAAACUCAAUACACAUGGAUUACAGGGCCAUAAACAAUGGGUUGCAGAGGUCCAAUUCCUUGGAGUUUUGGAUCACCCCAAUCUUGUAAAGCUUUUAGGAUACUGCGCUUUGGAUGGAGAGAGAGGAAUCCAACGCUUAUUGGUUUAUGAAUACAUGCCCAAUAAGAGCUUGGAGGAUCAUCUUUUCAACCGGUCAAUGCCAACAGUUCCUUGGAGAACAAGACUACAUGUUAUUCUUGGGGCCGCUGAAGGAAUGGCUUAUCUCCAUGAGGGCGUGGAAGUUCAGGUGAUAUAUCGUGAUUUCAAAUCCUCGAAUGUGCUUUUGGAUAAGGAUUUCAAUGCAAAGCUUUCCGACUUUGGACUUGCAAGGGAAGGUCCAACUGGAGACCGAACUCACGUGUCUACUGCGCCUGUGGGGACCCGUGGAUAUGCUGCCCCUGAAUAUGUUGAAACGGGUCAUCUUACAAUCAAGAGUGACAUAUGGAGCUUCGGAGUUGUGCUUUACGAGAUACUCACAGGAAGACGGACUUUGGAAAGAAACCUCCCCACGAUGGAGCAGAAGCUUCUAGAUUGGGUGAAACAUUUCCCGGCUGAUAGUAAGAGAUUUAACAUGAUAAUGGAUCACCGACUCCAAAACCAAUAUUCCCUAACUGCAGCCAGGAGAAUCGCCAAGUUGGCAGAUAGCUGCUUAAACAAGAACCCAAAAGAUCGGCCGGCUAUGAGUGAAGUGGUCGAGAUCUUGAAGCAAGCAAUUCAAGAUUCAGAAGAAGGAACUUCUUCACACGUAAGAAGUCCUCAGUCAUCCAGAACUAAUCCGUCUGCCUCAGAUAAGCAGAAUAAAGUUACCAAUGCUGGUAGAGGGAUGGCUCCUACGGUUCGGGCUUGA
Fraxinus pennsylvanica is the source of this 1215-nucleotide messenger RNA. Lineage: Eukaryota; Viridiplantae; Streptophyta; Magnoliopsida; Lamiales; Oleaceae. The record is from the annotation of a GenBank genome assembly.